CUUGGCUUUCUGCUUUUUCUUCCCUCCGCCCCGUCCACUCCUUCACCCACACACCCACCCAGCGAGUCCGACAUGCUCGCUCGCUCGACUACUCUCUUUUUCUUGGGGCUCACGACGCUCGCGGCCGCCGGGCCGACGACGGAAGCGGAGGCAUCUGCUCUUCUCGGUGAAGCCGAAUGCCAGCCAUAUGGCUACCAGCCGGUCACGAACGCCAUCCUUGCGAAGCAGUUCCCGCCAAUAUGGGUGCCCGUGCCAAGUUUACAGAAUGACACGGAUGCCUUAGCAAAGUUCCGUUCUAUCGAAGCCAAUAUUCCCAAGAUUGCGCCGAAAGGCGAGAAUGGUGUUCCAAGCAACACCACAGUGUAUGAUCGCGCUGCUGACCCCGAUUGUUGGUGGACGCAGGCUCAAUGUGUCCAGCCCAAGGCUGCGGGUGUAAAACCUGACAUCUUCAAUGUCCCUGAGCCACGGACACUGGGCUACGGUUUCGAUGAUGGCCCGUACUGUGGACAUAACGCGUUCUACAACUAUUUGUCCCAGAAAAACCAGAAAGCUACAAUGUUCUUCGUUGGCUCCAACGUUCUUAACAACCCUCUCCAAGCCCAGCGUGCCGUAGCCGAUGGGCACGAAAUAUGCGUCCACUCUUGGUCGCAUGCAUUCAUGACCGCUUUCAACAACGAGCAGGCCUAUGGCGAGCUCUACUUUACUAUGAAGGCCAUUAAACUCGUCACUGGCUAUACCCCCAAAUGCUGGCGGCCUCCCCGUGGGGAUGUCGACGAUCGCAUUCGGUUCAUUGCCCAGUCGCUCGGACUCGACAACGUUAUGUGGAAGUACGACUCGUUUGACUGGGAGAAGGGUCUGAAUGGUGUCACGGAGGACACUGUUCGGAGCAACUACGAGAAGCUCAUCAGCGACGCAAGCACUGGCGUGCUGAAUACUGCCGGCGCCAUCAUUCUUGCCCACGAGCUUAGCAACUACACAAUGCAAGUUGCGGUGGAUUACUAUCCCAAACUCGCUGCAGCCUUUGAUCACAUUGUCCCAAUUGCCGUUGCCUUCAACAAGACGCAGCCAUAUGCGGAGACGGAUCUGACCAUGCCUGAUUUCAAGCAAUACAUUGCUCAACGCCCAGCAUCCUCUUCGAACAGCUCUUCUUCCAACAAUAGCAAUGGCAAAGGCGAUGGCAAGAACGAUUCCUCAAACAGUACGAACGGCAAAACUAGCGUGUCAGGAGCUAGUGCAGCCAUUGUCGUACGACCAUUAUCGACAGGGGGAAUUCUCUUAGCGACUCUUGCAGUCGCUAUCGCGAUGCUCUAG
This is a messenger RNA of Mycena indigotica, 1311 nucleotides long. RefSeq names its product Carbohydrate esterase family 4 protein. Gene Ontology annotation, biological process: carbohydrate metabolic process. Gene Ontology annotation, molecular function: chitin deacetylase activity. The coding region runs from base 73 to 1311 and encodes 412 amino acids. The record is from RefSeq and is a predicted model, not a curated record. NCBI's taxonomy places the organism in Eukaryota, Fungi, Basidiomycota, Agaricomycetes, Agaricales, Mycenaceae. The transcript has 10 exons. Gene Ontology annotation, cellular component: membrane.